Monoraphidium neglectum is the source of this 1209-nucleotide messenger RNA. RefSeq lists its product as hypothetical. The record is from RefSeq and is a predicted model, not a curated record. The coding region runs from base 1 to 1209 and encodes 402 amino acids. Lineage: Eukaryota; Viridiplantae; Chlorophyta; Chlorophyceae; Sphaeropleales; Selenastraceae. Gene Ontology annotation, molecular function: ubiquitin-protein transferase activity. Gene Ontology annotation, biological process: protein ubiquitination. The transcript has 4 exons.
AUGCGGCGUCGUGUGGAAUCACACAUCAUCUUCGGGGACCAGCAGGGACAAUACGUGACCAUGGCGCGGCUGAUGCGUUCGGCGGACGCGUCGCGGCCGUCGGCGCAGCAUGCGGCAGGGCACGCGUCUGCGGCGACGUCAGUCUUGGCUCACCACGGCAGCAGCGGCGGCAGCAGCGGCGGCGCCGCGAUAUACGACCCGUGGCUUGCGUCGCUGCCGGCCGUGUCCCGGGCGCUCGCGCGGCUGCGCGCCCGCCACGCCGCGCCUGGCGCGGCGUGGCGCGCGCUGGUGGCAGCAGCCCUGCUUGGCGCCAACGCGGCCGCGCUGUACUACGUCGCGCGGCGCGCCUACCUGGCGUAUCAGGAGCAGCAGCAGCAGCAGCAGCAGCAGGAGCAGCACAAGGCGGGCGACGAGCAGCAGGCCGAAAUCACGCGCGUUGCCCUCGCCUACCUGCAGCGGCUCUGGGAUGUCGCUCUGCAGGCCAGCGCUGCAGGGGCGCCUCCCGAUCUGGGCCCGCCAGACGAGGAGGGCGUGUUCACGUAUCACGGCCGCGGCGGCGCGAAGCUCUAUUUCCGCGUCGCCCCGCGGCCGUUCAAGGACGCGGCCCCGCACGCGGGGCCGCCCCUGUGGCAGUGGAGCACGAGCAGGCGGCUGUGGCUCCCCACGUCGGCGGCCGACAGCAUUUGGUGCGCCAGCGGCGACCAGGGCGGCAGUCCCUGCCUCGGCGGCCGCCUGCUCAUCCGCCGGCUCGAGCUCGAGUCGCAGCUCGCGCGCGGCGCCAGCUGCCGCGUCGCGCGCGCGGCCGCGGAGCCGCUGCGCGCGCUGCCGCCGCUGGAGAUCCCUGCGAUCGCUCUGAGGCCGCGCAACGGCACUAAUGGCAAGGCGGGCCACGGCGCCGCCCUCGGCAUCGUAGCGGCAGCAGCAGCGGGGGUGGCCGGCGGCGCCGCGGCGCUCAGCGGGCAGCUGCUCCCGGACAUCCCUGACAGCUUCCUGUGCCCGCUGAGUCAGCGGGUGAUGACCGACCCCGUGGUGACGCCGGGUGGCGUGACCUACGACCGCGCCGCCCUGAGCGACUGGAUCCGGCGGAAGGGCACCGACCCUGUCACCGGCCACCCGCUGUCCAUCUGCAACUGCUACUCAAACCUGAACCUGAGGGACCAGAUCUGCGGGCACUUUCUGGUGCGGGAGCAGCUGCAGGAUGCAUACUGA